UUCAGUAACGUCGCGACCAUGGCUACGGACGGACGCACGAAGCGCUCACAAUCCAUCUGCGCGCCAGCUUCCGCGAGUAUGGAAGCACUGGCUGCGCCUAUAGAAACCACACCAGCUCCUCGAAGACGACCAGCCGCACGAUCACAAUCGGCCAGGAUAACUGGUGGACGCUCUGUAAGACAAAGACGGCAACAGCAACAGCAGCAACAGUUAGAUAAAGAGACCAGGGCAAGGUAUAGCUCCGAACCGCGUUUAGCCGAAGCAGAAACUCCGCCACAAGUGCGGAGGCAGGCGUCCGCGAGGCGCAGACCGCCAGCUGGUCAGCACAGCCAACCAAGGCGGUCCAACGCUUUCCUAGAUGUCCCCAAACCACACCAGCCAUCUGCGGAGGAGGAACCAGACGAAGACUCGUACAGACUACGAUCAUUCAACGUCACGCAAAAAGGAGGAAUCGUGAAUCGAGGUGACUCCUUCCGGCGCCGUCGUUCAAGAUCCGGAAGUCUCGCGCCAGCAUCUCCCGCCCAAUCUGCUCCUGAGUCCCAAGAACGGAGGCCGGUCGCAUUGCACCGAGUGGCCAUGGUGGGCGCUCAGGGAGUCGGAAAAACCGCCUUAAUCAGCCAGUUCCAGACUAGUGAAUGUAUCAAUGCGUAUGACAGACAAAGAGAUGCGGACGGCACGGAGCAGAAAGUAUCAAUUCUACUAAAUGGCGAGGAAUCGGAGCUUUAUUUCGUAAACUGCACAAGUGCAAGGGAAGAGAUAGACCGCUGCGAGCCUCCAGAUGCGUUCGUCGUAAUAUACUCUGUAGUAGACAAGGCAUCCUUCCAGAAGGCUGAGCAGGAAUUGGCCAGGUUACUGGACUCCGACAUGUUGAGAUGCAGGCCGGCUGUGCUGGUUGCGAAUAAAAUAGAUUUAGCGAGAAGCAGAGCUGUUUCGACACAAGAUGGCAAAUGCCUCGCGUGCACAUACAAAGCGAAAUUCAUAGAAGUGUCAGUUGGCAUCAACCACAACGUUGACGAACUCCUUGUCGGCAUCCUCAACCAGAUCAGGCUAAAGCAGCAGCAGUUCACCUCCGAUGGAGGCAGAGAGUCAUCACCAGCGCACUGGUAUAAAUCCCGAGGUGUUGUACGCGCAAGUAUGAAAGCCCGGCAGAUGCUCACAUGGAUCUUCGGGAAGGAGGAUUCGAAAUUCAAAAAUUGUGAGAACUUACAUGUUCUGUGAGUAGAAUCGGAUGGCCCCGUUUUUGUAUAGACAGUAAAACGUGGCUGUGAAGUGAAUAAACAUUUAAGUGUCCAGUGUGUGGUAAUUUAAAUUUUAUUAGAACGCCCAUUCGAUGUAAUCCGAAAGCGAAAUCGAUUAUCUGAUGAUUAUUUUAAAUAUCGAACUUGAGUGUUAUUCGAGCGCAAACGACAGUUGUUUUUUCAUAUUCAAUUAUUAUUUCUUAAACUUAAUACAAAUUAUAUUUUGAUUUUUUUAAGACAUGUUACUUGUCAAAAUUUAUUGACGAUGUUAAUUAAUAUAAUAUGUUUAUCUAUGGCUAAUGCUGGACACAUUUAACAGAUAAAGGGCCAAAGUCAAAAUUCUGACAUAUGUCAGACGAUAAGUGCCAAUGCUUGAGAGAAUUUAUUAAGCUUAAAUAAAUCAGUAUUUUGUCCUUUAUAUAAUAAAACUUGUAUUGUGAGCAAUAUAACCUAGUUAGAAAAUAUACUCAAGAGUUUAAAUUUUAUAUAAAUCGCUAGUAAUAAUUCUUUGUAAAUAGUUCAUUAAACCCGGGUCCACUGCAAAAUUUCCUUCCAUCCUAGGCCUCUUCUUUCGUAGAAGACCUACAUAUUUUCUUAUGUACCUUUUAAGUACCGAUGUCCUAACAUAGUAUCAACAGUUUAAGUCGUAGACCAUAGAUAAUAAAUCAGUCUUUAAAACUUUAAUCUAUAUAAACGUAAAUUUAUAUUACGACGUUUCAAGUGCUAUCA
Pieris napi is the source of this 1967-nucleotide messenger RNA. RefSeq names its product GTP-binding protein REM 1. NCBI's taxonomy places the organism in Eukaryota, Metazoa, Arthropoda, Insecta, Lepidoptera, Pieridae. The transcript has 5 exons. The record is from RefSeq and is a predicted model, not a curated record. Gene Ontology annotation, cellular component: plasma membrane. Bases 19 to 1218 code for a protein of 399 amino acids. Gene Ontology annotation, molecular function: GTP binding; GTPase activity; calcium channel regulator activity.